CUAGAGUUGUUGAGGAGAAUCAAAGAUGGCGGAAACGUCAGUCGCAGUGGUACGACAAUUUGUCGUCUCCUGUUAUUUUUAGUUUUAAUACAAUAUUUUUAUAUAUUUAAUUUAUCUAAAAUUGACAAAUGUUUUAGAAUAAAGUUUUAAAUAUACAGUGAUAGUGUUGUCAGCACAUGCAAUAUAAAGAUAAGAGGAAAAAUGGCACGAACGCGUGUUAUUUUAAUAUCAUGCGGUAGUUACGAUCCACCAACUAAUAUGCAUUUACGAAUGUUUGAGAUCGCGAGGGAUCAUCUCCACAGAAUGGGUACACAUAUCGUUGUAGGCGGUAUUAUUUCUCCGGUACAUGAAUCAUAUUCGAGGAAAGAAUUAACAUCAUCAACGCACAGACUAGCAAUGUUAAGAUUAGCCCUCGAAAAUAAUGACUGGAUACGCCUUAGUUCGUGGGAAUGUCGACAGAAUGCUUGGUCGAAAACAAAAAUCUGUCUUCAGCAUCAUCAGAAUUUGUUAAAUUCACUAUUGUCCGAGGUGAACGAUGUCAAGAAUGGUAUUGAUAUUGAGGACUUGGACUGGAUACCGGAGAACAUUAAAAAUGACUUGGAUUCCACUCCGAUUGAAAUUAAACUGCUUUGCGGUGCCGAUCUCUUGGAAACUUUCUCAAUUCCUGGAGUUUGGGCUGAUGACGAUGUCGAAACAAUCGUCGGUCAACAUGGUCUAGUCGUAAUAACAAGAGAAGGAUCAAGUCCAAAUAAACUUAUUUACGAUUCGGAUAUACUUUCGAAAAAUAUGCAAAAUAUAAUCAUCGUGACUGAUUGGAUACCAAAUGAAAUUAGUUCCACUAGAAUCAGAAGAGCGUUAAGGAGGAAUGAAAGUGUUAAAUAUUUAUUGCAAGAUUCCGUAAUUGACUACAUUUAUCAGCAUGGAAUUUAUGGUGCCAAAAGGAUGUCUUCAAUUAAGUUAAAUUUGUCAUCGAGUAUUGAAAUGAAUGUAUUGCACAGUGAGUCAGAAUUUUUAAGUGCUUUUUUAACGCCAUCACCCGUUGAUGUACUCAUGGAAAGUCCUGUCGAUAAUUUCCCAAUUAAUUUACCAUUACAAUUAAAGUCAAUCGGUGAAAAUUCCGAUGAAUCAGUACGUGAUAAAUUCCUGAGUAUGUUUACUGAAAAUGGAAAUGAUUCAGUGCCAAAUAAUAUUUAUUCAGACUUGACACAACAAGUCGACAUUGUUGCCAAUGAAUCGGAAGAUUCGAAUAUUAAUGAUGAGGUAGGUUCCAGUCAAUAUAUCGAGAACGUUACAACAAUUGUUGGCUCCGAUAGAAAAUCAUCAUUAGAGCACUCGCACAACAAUUUUAAUGUAGAAUUUACAAAUUUAGAAUCCAAUACACCAGUUCCCCUCGAUAAUAAUAGCACGUUUAGCAAUAAUACUCUUAGUCGAAAAGAUUCCGGCGAUAAAUUCGAGAUGCGUAGUAAUAAGCAAAUUAGAAAAUCCAUCAUAUCCGAGAGCAAGGAAAUAGUCAUUGUUUCAUCGAUCGAUAAUUCUUGUGAUAUCGAGUACAUUCUGUCCCGUAAUAUUCACAAUACAACAAAACAACCCGAAAUAAUUCCCGAUGAAAAGGAAAAUCGAAAUCGUCACGACGAUGCAACAAAAAUCGCCAGCAUAAAGCCAAUCGUCAGCAAUAUCAAGAGCAAUGAAAACCGCAAUAAUAUUGACGAAAACGAACACUGCCCAAAGACUGAUGUGGAAAAUGCAAAACGAAGUUUCGGACAAGUUGUCAACUUUAAGAAACUCAAUAAGACCCGAGGCACCCAAACUUUUAUCGACAAACAUUCUGAUAUUGAAGAUCAAAAGGAAAUUGGUCUCACCGAAAGUGAAACCGAAGACUCUGAAUUCUCCCAAAUGGAAACAUUUCGUGAAUCUCAUCUUGAAAUCGAUGGCAAGUAUUUGAAAUCACUAGUCAAUUCAAAGAAGAGUCCAAAAAAAGUGAAACUCGACGGUAAAUUGAAAGCAAUCGAACAUCAAAAAUCCGAUGAAACAACAUCGGAGGGCGAUCAAAGUAUUUACGAGGAAUCACGAGAAGUAUGGUCCAGUCCCGAUUCAAAAGCAAAAAAAAAUGAUUUCACCAUUGAUAAUCAAGAAAAAAGACAAACAAUUCUCCAAGGAAGUUUAGAUUCAUUCGACAUUAAAAAACCCACAAUUGAAAAAACAUUCGAGUCGAUGGCAAAAAAAUCGAAAAGUUUAGAAUUAAUAAAAAAUAAUUCACUCUCAUUAAAAGCGCCGUUAACUUUAUCGAAUCCAAAAAUAAUAUACGACGAGAUAAGACCAAAAUCGGAGAAUAUGUUUCAACCCAUCACCACAACAAAUAAUUAUGACGAUCAGACUGAUAAUUUUUGCUCCGAAUGCUAUCUCGCCAAUGAUCCAUCAUCCACGGAAUUAUUCUACACAAUUCGUUCGAAUUGCAGUUCACCAAUUGAGGAUUCAACCGAGUGUGAUAUUUGUAGUUCCUGUAAUCUUCCCGAUUCGGCGGAUGUCCUCGAAUUUAAGACACUGGCGAAAAGUAAAUCUGCCUGUGAAGUUUGUGAAAUAUGCGGCGAGCCGGCCAUUGAAUUCGAACAAGAUUUACAAGUACCGGAGAAACGACGUGUUUCUGUUUUGAAAUCGUUGCACUUGAGUUUACCAAAAACGAGUUUUGAAUCCGACGACGAAUCGAAUCGAACGCUUGAUGAUCGUUUUGAAAUUAAUAAUAUUGGGGAGAGAAAAAUUCGUCAACUCGAGGAAAAUGAAAAACAGGAGAAUAAAUUACAGAAGGAGAAUAAAAUACAGAAGGAGAAUGAAAAGCAGGAGAAUGAUAAGAAAUUAGAGGUGUAUUUGGAGAAGAAAAAAGAGCCGUUGACAAUUACUAGAGUUGAUUUUCAUGGACCGGAUUUUUUUGUCCCAAAAGAUGAGGUUAUAAUGUUGACGGAAAAUUCGAGACGAUUGAGUAGAAAGGGUUCGUUUUUGCGUAAAACUGAUCGACAGGAGAAGAGACGCUACUCGUCGGCUGAUAAUUUACAGCACAAAUUAUUUUCUAAGGGGAAUGAUAGAUUUUUAAAGUCAAAGGACAUGAAACUUAUGGCAUCGGCCGAUAGUAUUCGACCGUUGAAGCAUUUUCGUAGUCGAUCGCUGAGAAGAUCUAGUGACAAUGUUGGACGUUCUGAUUCGUCGAAUGAUAAUUUAGAUCGUCUUGAUGAGACGGUCGAUAAUGAUGAGGAGUUAACGAAGGAAGAAAUUCCUGGACCCGAUGAUCUCAAGAGGAAGGAUAGCGAUUCUCUUGAGACUAUUUUAUUGAAGCAUGGAAUUAAACUUAUUAGUCAGAAAGAGACUGUUUUAUAAUUCUAUUGAUUCGAU
This is a messenger RNA of Leptopilina heterotoma, 3381 nucleotides long. RefSeq names its product nicotinamide/nicotinic acid mononucleotide adenylyltransferase 3 (gene Nmnat). Gene Ontology annotation, biological process: NAD+ biosynthetic process. NCBI's taxonomy places the organism in Eukaryota, Metazoa, Arthropoda, Insecta, Hymenoptera, Figitidae. Bases 202 to 3366 code for a protein of 1054 amino acids. The record is from RefSeq and is a predicted model, not a curated record. Gene Ontology annotation, molecular function: nicotinate-nucleotide adenylyltransferase activity; nicotinamide-nucleotide adenylyltransferase activity. The transcript has 5 exons.